AAAAACGUUUCCAUUCAGAAAAGGAUCAAGAACAAGAAUGCACUGAUCUAUUGAUUGAAAAACAAACAACUGUGAUUGAAUAAUAAGCCUUUUCCAUGAUGAGUAUUCCAGAUCUGAAAUGCACUGCCUGGAAGCAUGAUGGAGGCAGGUUUUUUUGAGGUAUUCAAGAGGGCAUUAGGUGAUUUAUAGUGAAAAGGUAGAAGAACGGCAUAAAGUCAUGAUUAUCAUUUAUGGGUAGAAUGACCUCCUCCUGCACAGGAGGUCAAAGGUCUGAUUCUAACCAGACUUUUUCCAUUGUUUGCAUAACCAAAUGAAGGUUUUCAAAGUAAAGGAAAUGCAUAAUUUCAUUAAAUGUGUCUGAUUUUACUGCUGGUGGCAGAGUCCUGGAGAAUUCAAGCCAGUUCCAGAUGUUUAGCAGCUUUCAGGUUGCAAUGGAUUCGAUUAUCUCUGAGAGGAGUGAGUGAAGUUGGGAUCACUGAGGGCUAUAUCCUUUGCUGCAGCCCGGGAUGUCCCAGCCACCGAUAGGUCGGCGAAGUGCGCGCGCACGCUACUCGUCACCGUACUGCAGCUGCGCGCUCAGUUUGUUGCUAGGAGACUGUCAACUGACCGGAGCCAGAGACAGCGACCAGGACAGGGACAUAUUCAGCUACAGGCAGAGAGACAACAAACCGGCCGCAGAGAUGAUGGAAAUAGUGUAUGUCUAUACUAAAAUACGGAGCGAGUUUGGGCGGCAGUGCAAUUUUUCAGAUCGUCCAGCAGAGCUACAUGUUGAUAUUGUCCCGGAUCCAUCAUUGGCAGAAAACUUCAUCGAGAAAAAUCCCGUUGAUGUGUUUGUACAAGUUUCAAAGGACAUGUCUGAACAUGAGGUCAAUACAGAACGUUUUAAGACAGAGUCUCGAGGGAUUAACCAUGUAGAGGGUGGCUGGCCUAAAGAUAUAAAUGCAAAUGAUCUGGAACAUACCAUUCGUUAUAGGAAGAAAGUGGAAAAGGAUGAGAAUUAUGUCUACACACUCAUGCAGCUGGGUAGUUUAAUGGAGCACUGCAUCAAACAGAACAAUGCUAUCAAUAUUUAUGAGGAAUACUUUGAUGAUAAAGAGGAAUCCAUGGAAAGAUUCACAGAACCUUUAUCUGCAAAAACCAUAAAUGUUUUCAGUGACCCCAAUGAAAUUAAGCGGACAGUGUCUCAUCUCUCAUGGCAUCCAGAUCAAGGGCGAAAACUGGCAAUUUCUUAUUGUUGUCUGGAGUUUCAAAGAGCUGCUGACAAUAUGAGUUAUGAAUCAUACAUCUGGGACAUGGAAAAUACAAGUAAGCAUGAAAUGGUAAUAAAGCCAGUAUCUCCUCUUCUGUGUCUGGAGUACAACCCAAAAGAUUCUCACAUUCUGGCUGGAGGCUGUUACAAUGGACAAAUGGGAUACUGGGAUACACGGAAAGGAAGUCAGGCGGUUGAAAUUCCAACAAUCGAAGUUGGUCAUCGGGAUCCUGUGUACAAGAUUAUUUGGUUGCAAUCUAAGACGGGAACAGAAUGUUUUUCUGCUGCUUCUGAUGGACAGGUACUGUGGUGGGAUAUCCGGAAAUUGAGUGAACCUGUAGAGAGACUCAUUCUGGACGUUUCAAAGAAAGAUGAUCCGGAUAUUGCAUAUGGAGCUGUUUCGCUGGAGUUUGAAAGCACCAUGCCAACCAAAUUUAUGGUAGGGACAGAACAAGGUGUCGUAAUAUUAGGAAAUCGAAAAGGAAAAGUCCCUGCUGAGAAGAUUGUGUCUACCUUCAGUGGCCAUCAUGGUCCAGUCUAUGCUGUCCAGAGAAAUCCUUUUUACCCAAAGAACUUUCUAACAGUUGGGGACUGGACAGCCCGCGUUUGGUCUGAGGACCUCCGGGACUCGUGCAUUAUAUCGACUAAAUACCACAUGUCCAACCUGACAGAUGGUUGUUGGAGCCCUGUAAGGCCAUCUGUUUUCUUCACAACUAAAAUGGAUGGCACUGUGGAUAUUUGGGACUUGUUGUUUAAACAUAGUGAACCAUCCCUCAGUGUUAAGGUGUGUGAUGAAGCUCUGUAUAGUUUGCGCAUCCAAGACAAUGGGCGAUUACUUGCCUGUGGUUCUCACCUAGGCACAACUACACUACUUGAGUUCUCAUCAGGUUUCUGUACUUACCAGAAAAAUGAAAAAGCACUUGCAAAUGCGUUGUUUGAGAGGGAGACAAAACGGGAGAAGAUUCUAGAAGCACGUCAACGUGAGUUACGUGUAAAAGAACGUGCUAAAUCUGAACAAGGAAAGGUCGUGGAAAACAAAGAAGUAGAUGAGGAGGAGACUAUUGAAUACAAAAUUGCACAAGCAGAGAACGCAUUCUUUGAAACUAUUGAGCAAGAAAGAGCAAGAUUUGAAGUGGAGCCAGAAAAAAUGGACCAACAGGAAAAGGAGACAUCAGAGGAUGAAGGUGAUGAGACGGAUGAGUACUAAUUGGAGAAUGCAAUUUGAGUCUGCAGUAUCAACUGAAUAAAUUAAUUCAUUUUGUGUAAUUAUUCAAAGAACAGCCAACAUCCAGAAGAUCAACACCUUGAAACUGUGUACAGAACAACCUCGAUAAUCCAAACAAUUCGGGUGGGGCGUAUUUUGUUCGGAUUACUGAGAGUUCAGAUAACUGAUUGUUCGGAUAAUGGAUAGUGUUUUUAUGGUACCUUGAGAUCUUGUUCAGAUAAUCUGAAAUUCAGAUAAUUGUUGUUCAAAUAAUCAAGGUUGUUCUGUAUUGAUAUUUGGACAUUAGAUGCACCUAUUUUCAUAGUUUCAUG
Chiloscyllium plagiosum (whitespotted bambooshark) is the source of this 2785-nucleotide messenger RNA. RefSeq names its product dynein, axonemal, intermediate chain 2b (gene dnai2b). Lineage: Eukaryota; Metazoa; Chordata; Chondrichthyes; Orectolobiformes; Hemiscylliidae. Gene Ontology annotation, biological process: outer dynein arm assembly; cilium movement. Gene Ontology annotation, cellular component: outer dynein arm. The record is from RefSeq and is a predicted model, not a curated record. Gene Ontology annotation, molecular function: dynein light chain binding; dynein heavy chain binding.